Molecule: messenger RNA, 783 nt
Organism: Ectocarpus siliculosus
Lineage: Eukaryota; Phaeophyceae; Ectocarpales; Ectocarpaceae
Source: the annotation of a GenBank genome assembly
AUGAAAGCGAGGGGAUCGGUGGGAAAACCUGUUCUACGGGUUGACCCGGUAACGGAGCCAUCGUCCCCUUCUUCUUCCACGGGGACCUCCGCAAGAUCAACACCCAAGCGGACUCUUCCUGUGCCUCCGAGCGAAGAUGCCGGUGUAGACAACCCCGCGGACAACGAGCAGAGCGUUGGGGGCAACGACAGCCCAACAAGCAGCUCCUCCAUGCUGUUCGAUGAGCUGUCGUCGACCCCACCGCUCUGUUCGUUGUCCGCUCGGCUGUUCACGCCGCCAUCUCGUUGUUGCGGCAACGUCAAACAACCACGGCGCUACCUGUCCCGGGACGUCCGCUUGCCGGCAGCGGCGGCGGGAGCGAUGGCCGAUGACGGCGUUGGCAGCACGGCGGAGUCGCCGGCGGUUAGGGGGGAGCGUGUGGCGGGGGCGACGCCUGCGGUGGUGGCGUUGGGUACGGCGGCGGAGGUGUUGGGCAAGCUGCGGGCUUCCCGGGUACUACUCACCGACCGCACGAGUGGUCAUCCGACGACCGCGCCGUUCGACAACCGACCGGAGGCGGGCAAUCGACCAUGUUCGACGCUGCGAUACAGCCGCCGCCGCCAUCCAAGGACACGGGCGAUGUCGACGCCAUCAUCUCCGAGUCGUUCCACACGCUGUUCGACAGGGAAGACUCGAUCUUCCGCUCGUCGCCGUCGCCAGCAUGCCCGCGGUUCUCACCGCCGUGACCGCCGUGACCGCCGUGACCGCCGCCGUCGUCGCCGUGCCCGCCGGCCUCGACGGUGA